Nycticebus coucang (slow loris) is the source of this 3919-nucleotide messenger RNA. RefSeq names its product notum, palmitoleoyl-protein carboxylesterase (gene NOTUM). Bases 2002 to 3504 code for a protein of 500 amino acids. The record is from RefSeq and is a predicted model, not a curated record. The transcript has 12 exons. Lineage: Eukaryota; Metazoa; Chordata; Mammalia; Primates; Lorisidae. Gene Ontology annotation, molecular function: hydrolase activity.
ACUCUGGGUGGGGGGAGUCCCAGAUGCAGAGGGUAAGCUGGCCCUGAGGGAGGGAGGAGUGUGAGGACCGAGUCCGAUGCUGACCAGGGUGUGAGUAGCUGUGGAGCCUCAGGGGCGCUAUAGCCUGUCAGUCACUGGGUCAUGGAAGGAGCUGCAGAGAAGCGAGACUGAGACAGAAGGUCUUAGGUACUCUGCCGGAGGGUGGGUGUUGAGCCCCCUUUUGCCUCUGCUACUAGUGUUGAAUAAACCAAAAUAUGAACUCAUUCUGAUUCAACGUGCAGACUAAAUCAUGUUACAGCAAACAUCAGAGAAUAUAACAUUCACAUUCCUUUCUUAUCCUGGAGUUUUGCUGGUAGUCAUAAGUGCCGUCCUGUCCUGUGCUUUCACACUUGGGGCCCAUGGUCUCCCAUAACCCUGCAGCAGCCCUCUGAUAGAGGUGUGGUCACCGCUCUGCUUUAAAGAGGAAACAGAGGCACAGAGAAAGGUCAGCAUGGAGAACUCUAGCAGGCAUGUCCCCGCCCUGCAGGGAGCAGCAAGUCCUAUCUCUUCCCUGGGCUGGAGGAGCAGCCCUGGGAGGCGGAGGACUCCUGAGGCAGGCUCUUGCUCAAUGCUGAGACCAGGCCCAGGCCAGCCUUCCCUGUGGGGGGUGACAGGAGGACACCUUAGGCUGGCACCUGUGUUUGAAGUUCCUGCCUCUGGCCAGUUCCAAGCAUGGCCUUUAAACUGACCCCACCAGGAUUUCUGAAGGAGCAGAGGUAAUUCCAAGACUUGAUUUUCUAUUAGCUUCUCUGAACUCAGUUCCCCUCAUCAGGGAAAAGAGUCUGCCCCCGCUUCGUGGGUGCCUGUUAGUGGAUCUGCGCUGUGGCACAACCCACCUCCCAGGCACCUCAGCCAGACCAUAGGCCUAUGGUUCACACCAGGGCACCUUGUGCUCCUCAAACACGUAGUACAACAGUUCUCAAGGGUCCCCUUUGGUCUUUAGCUGUUUUGCAAGAAUCCAGCAGCACGGUCUGCAGAGACCGCCUUCUUCCAGCUUUGCCUGCAACCUGGGCGCUGCUGGGGUUGGCAGGCAGGCCCCUACCGCCUGGCGCACGGUUUAACCACCCUCCUCCAUGUGGUGUUGCAUGCCGCCCAUGGCCCUUUAAUCAGAAGGGGCUCUGGAAGCCUUGCUCUGGGUCUGUAUCCUUGUCCCAAAGGGUCAGAAUGGACGUAAUGACAUCCACCAGACUGCAGGAGAAAAAACCAACCACAGCCGCAGACUGAGCUUUGUGUGUUCUAGGAUGAAUUUGUGCUUUUCUUCGCCCCACCGCCUCUGGAGCCAGAAGCCUUCCUGAGCAAACACCUGUCCCCACUCCUCCAAUUUUGCUUUCUGACAGCAAUGUUAUUGUCCUCAGUGACCUAAACCUUGGGGUGUGGUAGGAGGUGUGCUCAGGUGAGGCGGUGGUGCAGAGGCACUUGGUUACCGAGCCAGCCAACUCCCAUCCUCAGCCCCUCCCCCUGUGGCCUCUGGGGCAGGGAGAGGUUCUCGGGGGUCCUUUGCAAGGGGUGCGGCAGCCAGGGAGGGAUGUUCAGGGCCUCACCCAACGGCCUACCGACCUCAGUAGGUCAUCGCACCCCCUCGACCCAGCAGCUUCUAGAGCCGCCCAGAAUCAGUCCCCUCAGGCGCAGGACCGGGCGACUCCCCCGCGGAGCCGUGCACAGGCAACCGGUCGCUCCUGCAGGUCGCCGAGGAAGACAGGGCCUCGCGCCCCACCUGUCCGCUCCUCCCGGAGGCCCCCGCGCCGCUGAGGCUGGCCCCUCGGCGCGAAGCCCUGUGUCCGCCGCCGCUUUGAUCCUGGGGGGCCCUGCUGGAUAAAAGUCUCUGGCGGCUCCGCGCCAGCGCCAGAGGGGGAGCGCAGCCGAGCCCGGCACACCAGCGGGGCGGCGCAGGGCGAGCUACGUUGAGAAGCCCGGGCCACUGGGCCGCCCGCGCUGGCCGCGGUGGCCGCAGACCCGAGCGGCAUGGCUGUGGGCCGAAGGGUGCGCGUGCUGCUGCUGCUGGGCCUGCUGCACUGGGUCGGGGGCGGCGAGGGCAGGAAGACCUGGCGGCGCCGCGGCCAGCAGCCGCCCCCACAGCCCCCGCAGCGGGCCGAGGCGGCGCCGGCGGCCGGACAGCCGGUGGAGAGCUUCCCGCUGGACUUCACGGCCGUGGAGGGCAACAUGGACAGCUUCAUGGCGCAGGUCAAAAGCCUGGCUCAGUCUCUGUACCCCUGCUCUGCGCAGCAGCUCAACGAGGACCUGCGCCUGCACCUCUUGCUCAACACGUCGGUGACCUGCAAUGACGGCAGCCCAGCCGGCUACUACCUGAAGGAGUCCAAGGGCAGUCGGCGGUGGCUGCUCUUUCUAGAAGGCGGUUGGUACUGCUUCAACCGGGAGAACUGCGACUCCAGAUACGACACCAUGCGGCGCCUCAUGAGCUCCAAAGAUUGGCCACACACUCGCACAGGCACGGGCAUCCUGUCCUCACAGCCAGAGGAGAACCCCCACUGGUGGAAUGCGAACAUGGUUUUUAUCCCCUACUGCUCCAGUGACGUUUGGAGUGGGGCUUCGUCUAAGUCUGAGAAGAACGAGUAUGCCUUCAUGGGUGCCCUCAUCAUCCAGGAGGUGGUGCGGGAGCUCCUAGGCAGAGGGCUGAGCGGAGCCAAGGUGCUGCUGCUGGCCGGGAGCAGUGCCGGGGGCACCGGGGUGCUGCUGAAUGUGGACCGGGUGGCUGAGCAGCUGGCAGAGCUGGGCUACCCAGCCAUCCAGGUGCGGGGCCUGGUGGACUCAGGCUGGUUUCUGGACAACAAGCAGUACCGCGGCACAGACUGCUUGGACACCGUCACCUGCGCACCCACGGAGGCCAUCCGCCGGGGCAUCAGGUACUGGAACGGGGUGGUCCCGGAGCGCUGCCGACGCCAGUUCCAGGAGGGUGAGGAGUGGAACUGCUUCUUUGGCUACAAAGUCUACCCAACUCUGCGCUGCCCUGUGUUCGUGGUGCAGUGGCUAUUUGACGAGGCCCAGCUGACUGUGGACAACGUACACCUCACAGGGCAGCCAGUACAGGAGGGCCAGUGGCUGUAUAUUCAGAAUGUGGGCCGUGAGCUGCGUGACACACUCAGAGAUGUGCCGGCCAGCUUUGCCCCAGCCUGCCUCUCCCAUGAGAUCAUCAUCCGGAGCCACUGGACAGAUGUCCAGGUGAAGGGUACCUCGCUGCCCCGUGCACUUCACUGCUGGGACAGGAGCCUCCACGACAGCCACAAGGCCAGCAGAGCCCCCUUGAAGGGCUGCCCUGUCCACCUGGUGGACAGCUGCCCCUGGCCCCACUGCAACCCCUCAUGCCCUACCAUCCGGGACCAGUUCACAGGGCAGGAGAUGAAUGUGGCCCAGUUCCUCAUGCAUAUGGGCUUCGAUGUGCAGACAGUCGCCCAGCAGCAGGGCCUGGAGCCCAGCAAGCUGCUAGGGAUGCUGAGCAGCGGAAGCUAAGGGGUCGCCUGGAGGAGGAGCUGCACCGCUCCCACCUCCACCCCACCAGCAGGCUCGUCUGUCUCCCUGACUGACCAGCCCAACCAUCCCGCAGCCUUCCCUGUCCCUCUUGCCCUGCCUUCAGGAGGCCAGAGCUGGGAACCUGCUGUCAACCUAGGUAUGACCUGCGGGUCUUUCUCAGCCCCACCUGCUCCCCUAUGCCUCCAGUGGUGGGCGGAGACAGGAGCAAAGCACUGAAUCCUCCCUCCACAGACUCCCCCAAUCCCUGCCCCAGCAGAUCAGACCCUUUUGUAUUAUUUUAUAAAAUGACUUUUUUUAUUACUUUAAAUUUUAUGAACAUAAGCAAGAAUUAUAUGAUGAAUGAUAUUGUUUUGUAACAUAUUUUUUUUAAUAAUGAAAAAAGACAACAAAAGAA